GAGUUGGAGUGGGAAGUCUAGCAAUCGAAUAAAAGGUGGUAGGAGUAGGGAAUUUCGCGCGUUGAAACCCCUCUAUCCCAAAUAAUAUUUAGUCGAGAAAAAGUAUAUAUAUCGAAGGCUUGUAUCUUGUAUCGCCGUUGCGAAUAAAAGCAGGCUACAAGUGCCGCUAUAUAGUUGUUUAACUAAUAAAACGGGAAGAUUCGUUUGGAAUACAGACGAAAUGUCGGUUAUGGGGAAGCCUGUCCUUUACUCCUAUUGGCGGAGCUCUUGUUCUUGGCGGGUGCGAAUUGCUCUGAAUUUAAAAGAGAUACCCUACGAUAUCAAACCUGUGAGUUUGGUCAAGGGGGGUGGAGAACAACACUGCAAUGAGUUCAGGGAAAUUAAUCCAAUGGAACAAGUCCCGGCUCUUCACAUUGACAAUCAUACUCUGAUAGAAUCUUUAAAUAUCUUACAAUAUUUGGAAGAGACGAGGCCCCAUCGUCCUUUGAUGCCAGCAGAUCCAGUCAAAAGAGCCAGAGUCAGGGAGAUUUGUGAAGUAAUAGCAAGUGGUAUUCAACCUCUUCAAAAUUUAGUAGUUCUGAUAUAUGUUGGUGAAGAAAGAAAGAAAGAAUGGGCCCAACAUUGGAUAACCCGAGGAUUUACAGCGGUAGAAAAAUUAUUGUCAUCGAGCGCAGGAAAAUAUUGCGUGGGAGACGACAUAACUCUUGCAGAUUGUUGUCUCGUUCCACAAAUUUUCAACGCUCGAAGGUUUCACGUAGAUCUUCGACCUUUUCCAACCAUAUUGAGAGUCGACCGUCAUUUGGAAAAUCAUCCAGCCUUUACGGCGGCUCAUCCUAAUAAUCAGCCUGACUGUCCGCCGGAAGCGACCAAGUAGCAAGCAAGGCAGACCACCCUCUUUCUUUUCUAAGUCCACUUAGAGAGGAGUUUCAAGUGAGGUGGUCCAGAUACGUGUAGUAGUUCGAUUGCGAUAACGGGUGAAACACGCUUUCUAUCUUAUUUUCUAUUCAUUCUUUUACAAUAUAACUACAUUUUAUUUACUAGAAACGAAAAACAGUCAAGCAUUCACAGACACUAUAUAUUUAGAUACGAGCUAGAGUAUACUUUUUUUUAGAAAAAUGAUGAUAAAAAAAAAUAAUAAGACGGGAAUAGCAAUGGAGAAUAGAAAGAUUUAUUUUUUAUUAAUUUUCGAUGUAAAAAAACUUUCGAGUAAUCUCACUUUUUCCACCUAUCGCGGGUGAGACUCGCGAUCGAGCGAUUGAACGGUUAAUUUUUAUCAAUAAAGAAACCCUUCGCAUUGUUGAAACGCAACGGAAAUUAUUUCUGCGUUCUUUUACUUGUGCAAUUUUUAUAAUAGUCAACAUUUUUUAAAAUCUCCAAUGAAAACGAAUACACAUGUAAAGUCGAGUGAUCAACAGUAAAGUAAUUCCGUUGCAUUCCAAUGAUGCCAGAUUCGAAAUGAUUAAAAGCGAAGGCAUUAAACUGAUCCCCCGACGAAAUCAAGUACAUGUCCGCGACCGUUCUUCCAUAUUUGUUUUCUCGUUGAUUUUUGAUACAGUAAUAUAACUAAAUUCCGGAGAUCAUUAACUCAGGUGUUGGAAAUGUUGGCCUAUCUUUUAAUUUUGUUAUAUUUUUUAUAAUUCCUUUUUUCACUCCCUUUUUCGCUGGCCUUUCCGAACUUAUUUUUCGUUUUUGUUUAUACAAUAUGAUUAAUCAUCAAAAUUACCUUAUCAAAUAUUGUUAUGAAUAAUCGCUAAUAAUAUUUCGUAAGAAUUUCUCAACGUAUCAUUUUAUAACCGUUGUCUUGAAUCAAAAAUUUACUUUUAUAUCUAGACGAAGACAAAAAAAAGGCGAGAAAGAGGGAGGGGGAGAGAGAGAGAAGAGAGAGAAAUAAUACGGUAAAAAACGAAACGAAUGAUGAAAUGAUGAACAAAAUGAUGAUAUAUAAUUGUUUUAUUGACGUUAUUGAAUUUAGCGAGGUUUUAGUCUUAUUAUUAUUAUUAUUAUUAUUAUUAUUAUUAUUAUUAUUAUUAUUAUUUCAUCGGUGUAGUUUUUAAUUUAGAGUAAAUGUGGGCCGAGAAUGAAACAAAAAAACAAAUAAAUGCGGUACGAAGAAAUAAAUGGUUGACUAAAAAAUCAUGUACGAAACAUAAAGCGAAUCGAUGCUGCUCAAAGCAUAGGCUCAUUUAUUGAUACAAGAUGGCGUAUAGAAAUAAGUACAAAAAAUCUUCUUCGUAUUCAUAAUAACGAGAAUUAAGAAGAAGAAACGGCACAAAAAUACACAUUUUUCCGAUAAAUUUAAGUACGCUUUUAACUCGUCAAUUUGGCUUUGUAAUCAUCGAUGAAUAAUUUUUCGAUUUUCUAACGUUUUGAGAAAAAUCAUACGAAUCAAUGUGUUUUUUUGUUUAUAAAAAAUAUUGUUUUCCAUCGAGUUUCGAAUUGACGCGAGAAUACUGCCAGCUUUUCAAUAUUAAAAUCAAAAAACAAACAAUCGAAAAAAGAGAAUUCAAUGUUCCGAUCGAACUUGAAUUGGGAAUAAAAUCGUGGUUAAGAUUCAACGGAACGUGAACAACAACUACACAAAAGACGCAUAUUUUAACGUACAAAUGAAUGCAUUCACCCAGGUCACAGUAAAUGAAAUAUCAGUAGCUGAUAAAUAUCUCACACGAAUGAUGAGUAAACAAACAAAAGUAACACAGUGGAUAUUGAUAAAUUAUAGAAGAAGUCUUGAGAACAGCGAUGCGCGCUGUUCUCGAACAUUGCGCAAUACUAGUCGUAAGGCCGGAGUGUCAAAGAAAUAUUUCGUUUGUUGCGUCGAGUGAGGAUCCCUUUCAAAGGUCAUUUUUCACGCAGCCUUUCAUGAUAAUUUGGAGAAAGUCGUCAGAUUUUUGAGUACACGAUGCAACAGAAUUUUUAGUUAAUCAUACUCUCAAAGGUCGUCGGACCGCUUUACACCUUAACAUCCACGAAAAAAAUUUGAAAAACAGUAUAUUCGAAACUCGGGACUUGAUCAAGUUGAUCAUUGCUCAUGAUGUAUUGAAAAUAAUUUCAAUGACGUAUUAUAACGAAAGGUUCUUCGUCACAUUGUUGCUUUGUCAAAUUCAAACUCGCUGUAUUCAAAGAUAUUUGAUCCCUUUUCAUAAUGUUGUAUCGUUGAGGUAUUUUCUUUUGUUGAUUCUUAUAUAAUAAUAUGAACUGAGAGGAGAUCUCAAAAACUUGAUUCUUCGCACAAUUGACAGUUCAAUGACAGAUCCGUUCCAUAACUCGAAGAGAACCAUCUCCGAUUUAAACAUUAUUGUAUCACGUGUGAUCGUCUGGGGAAUUUCGUCGAAAUGUUAGGAUCAUUGAAAUUCCCACUGGGUCUAGAAAGAGUCUUCGUUAUAAUUGUGUGUACGAGCAAACGAAUUGAGAGACAUUUUGAAAAUGUGUUUAUACAAGUCCGUGAUGCGAUUUGGUUCGAAAAAAUGAAUUUAGAAUGGGAAAAACGAAUAUUUUCUUCACAUCUUGGUGACUCGUACUAUAUUUUAGGAGCGUAUGCGUAAUACAAAUAAUGUUGUAAGGAUGCAUGAGGGCUAGAGAAAGUGCGAAUGUGAAGCCUGUAUAUUAAAAGAACGAAUUAAAAAAAAAAAAAAAAAAAAAAAAAACGAAAAUAAAAUAAACAAAAAGUAGCGAUUAUACUGAGAAUAGAUGUAAUAAAAAAAUAACGUACGAAAAGUAUGAUAAACAUAAAUAUUUUACAAGUGAAAAUGAUGUACGUUUAUUGCUUGAUAGAAGAUAAUAAAUUCUGUGUCAUAGCGAAGAUAAAA
Messenger RNA from Venturia canescens, 3803 nucleotides. Its product is annotated as probable maleylacetoacetate isomerase 2. Lineage: Eukaryota; Metazoa; Arthropoda; Insecta; Hymenoptera; Ichneumonidae. Gene Ontology annotation, molecular function: maleylacetoacetate isomerase activity; glutathione transferase activity. The transcript is spliced from 5 exons. Gene Ontology annotation, biological process: glutathione metabolic process; L-phenylalanine catabolic process. Gene Ontology annotation, cellular component: cytoplasm; mitochondrion. Bases 221 to 874 code for a protein of 217 amino acids. The record is from RefSeq and is a predicted model, not a curated record.